Messenger RNA from Tupaia belangeri chinensis (Chinese tree shrew), 3799 nucleotides. It is a transcript of the gene SIRAL2, whose product is annotated as SIR2 antiphage like 2. Bases 1579 to 2682 code for a protein of 367 amino acids. Lineage: Eukaryota; Metazoa; Chordata; Mammalia; Scandentia; Tupaiidae. The record is from RefSeq and is a predicted model, not a curated record. The transcript has 9 exons.
AGAGAGAGAGAGACAGAUAGCUACCCCAGCAAGGUCCCCAUGCUGUCUCCACCACAGGGGGACUCCUGACCUUUGCCACUUGGGUCCAGUUUUUACCACUGCGCCCCUAACUGGCCUAUGAGGUACUGCCCCUGAACAGCAUUCCCUCUGUCCUCAGAACAAGGUGGACACUCCACUCCUUCCUGCAUGGUCCUUGGCCCCUGCUCUCCUAACUUCCCCUUCGCUCUGUUCCUGGUGCAGUGCAGGUCGUGGUGGAAACACAUGUCCCCGACUUUGGCCAGCUCUGUCACUCAGCCUGGGCCUGGUUGGACAGGCCUGGGGGCUCUCAGGCCAUCUCCAUCACCUGGCUGCCUGCUGGCACCAAAUGGCCCAGGGCAGCCAGGCUCCUGGGUUGGUGACAGGCCCAUGUCAGCUGGUAUGUCUCAACUUGCCACCGGGGAUAGUCAUCCUGCCAGGAGGCCAGACCCAGCUUGCGAGGCAGAGUUCCCAGCGUUCAGGCUCCAUUGUCUCAGCCCUUAUUGCUCCUUCAACUGCAUCCCACUUGUCCAAAUCCCCAUGCCCCAAAAAGUUGCAUGACUAAGCCCAGAGUCAGUGUGAGGGAUCAGGCAGGGAUCUGGCUAGCAGAAGGCCUGCUCCUGCUGGGGUCAGGAGUCAUUCACUCCCACUAGGGGCAGGAACUGGGCGGGAAUUGGGCGGGGCCUUGUUCUCUCUGGCUGUCAGUAACACGCUCACUCUCUGUAGUUGGUUGCAUUUCACACUGGACUCAGCUUGGCUAUCCGCUUACGGUAGCCCUCCAGUCUAAAGGUGCUUAUAGACAGUUGAGUUAGUAGUGCAGGAUGCUGGAUCUUCAGAGUAAGGCCAUCUGUGGUGGUUCGUGAAAUACUCCCGGUCUCAGGUUCUCAGCAGAAUGCCUCUUGGCAAGACUUAUUAACGGCUUUGGACAAAAAGGACAGGAGUGGCUUGUAGGAAACUGUGCUGGGGCCCGAGUUUGCUUUCAGAAAGUGCUAUAGGUCCUUAGGAAAAACUGGGUUGCCAUGAUGACUUGGCUUUGGGCCUGCACACCGGCAUAGUCACCAGGGAAACAAAGAUGCAGCUCUACAGGCCUCUGCAGGGUUCGUUACUGUGUCUGGAAUCUGAUUGGCUCAGAAGAAUGGGAUUUGUGAUGGGAGCAGAACGCCGAGGCUUGCUGUCCCACAGAAACUUCUAGGGUUGAGUGCUGACUGCUCUGGAAACCUGCUUGGACCUUGGUUUACAAACAAGGGAAUAAUUAGUUACAAACUCAAAAGCUGGGGUAAUUUCCAGGUUAUUGUGAGAUUGGCCUCUGGUUUUUAUGCUGCUAAAAACAGGAAACGAGGCAGUGCCUUUGAGCGUGCAGUGUUGUAGUGAGCUGUAAGUGUCCAUAUAAGGGCAGCUGUGCGGCUCGUGGGAGCAGAACUGUGUUGAAUUCUCACAACCAGGCGCUUCCCCAGGAGGUCCCUUGAUCCUAAAAGGGAUCACAGGCUAAGGGCCUGCUGCGGGCAAGGUGCUGUCCAAGGAGCCAUUUCUGGUCUGCCGGCGCAGGCCGAGAAAGCCGUGUGGAUGUGUGACCCGCCAGAGCCUGCCUGCCAUAUGGAUUCAGUGGAGAGGACAACGAACAGGAGUGAACAGAAAUCAAGAAAGUUUUUGAAAAGCCUCAUCCGGAAGCAGCCCCAGGAGCUGCUCCUGGUCAUCGGGACGGGCGUGAGCGCUGCAGUGGCCCCAGGGAUCCCUGCCCUUUGCUCGUGGAGAAGCUGCAUUGAGGCCGUCAUCCAGGCUGCAGAGCAGCUGGAGGUGCUUCACCCCGGGGACAUCGCCGAGUUCCGGAGGAAGGUGACCAAGGACCGGGACCUGCUGGUCGUGGCCCAUGACCUGAUUCGGAAGAUGUCUCCCCGCACAGGCGACACCAAGCCCAACUUCUUCCAAGACUGCCUGAUGGAGGUUUUUGACAACCUGGAGCAGCACAUCCAGAACCCGCUGGUGCUGCAGUCCAUCCUCAGCCUGAUGGAGCGGGGCACCAUGGUCCUGACCACCAACUACGACAACCUGCUGGAGCUCUUCGGCCAGCAGCAGAACAAGCCCAUGGAGUCCCUGGACCUGAAGGACAAGACAAAGGUCCUCCAGUGGGCAAGAGGGCACAUCAGGUACGGAGUUCUCCACAUCCAUGGCUUGUACACGGACCCCUGCGGGAUGGUGCUGGACCCGUCGGGGUACAAGGAUGUCACUCAGGACCCAGAAGUGAUGGAAGUCCUCCAGAACUUGUACCGCACCAAGUCCUUCCUGUUCAUGGGCUGUGGGGAGACCCUGCGUGACCAGAUUUUCCAAGCUCUGUUCCUGUACUCAGUGCCCAACAAGGUGGCCUUGGAGCACUACAUGGUGGUGCUCAAGGAGAAUGAAGACCAUUUCUUCAAGCACCAAGCUGAUAUGCUUCUGCACGGGAUCAAGGUGGUGUCCUACGGGGACUGUUUCGACCACUUCCCUGGCUACGUGCAGGACCUCGCCAUGCAGAUCUGCAAGCAGCAUAGCCCAGAUGCUGAUCGAGUGGACAGCACUACGUUACUGGGUAAUGCGUGUCAGGACUGUGCAAAAAGGAAGUUAGAAGAAAACGGAAUUGAAGUUUCCAAAAAGCUCAGACAAUCAGAUACUGAUGAUGCUGGAGGGUCUUGAAAUCUUUAAGACCAAUUACACCUGCAACUUGAAAACCAGCCUUCUGUACCACAGUGCCACGCCCAAAUGAUGAGGAAUGUAUGGAGAACUCCACACCUCUCAAUUCUGAACUGUCACACAUCCUGAAAGCCAUAGGGGUGUGUGGCCCUCCGGGCUAGGUGAGAGUACACAUGUCAGGCACACUUUACAAGGACUGAAAGCUCCCUCAGAGCCUAGAACCAGUGGGAAGUGACGAACCUGGUACUCCUAACUCCUGUUUGCCAUGUCUCUUGCAUUAGGGAGGCAUUUUUUCCUAAUAAAAGGAGAAAAGACUGUCCAAGCAGCAGUUGUUGCCAAAUAGCAAGAAUGAGAGCUUACAGUUUAUCUCUGUUAUGUGGAAAUAUUUGUUACGGUAGAAAGCAUUCAAAGAAAAGGUGUCUUUCACAUAGUUAUCCAGGACAAGAGAAUGGAUACUCAAGGCACCAGCCAGUGAAUUUUUUUUUCCUUAAAGAAUGACUAGAUCAAUAGGGCAUCUUUGGAAUUAUGUCAUAGUAAUGCCUAUUCCAGAGAUGGUAGGUCUAGGUGUUGCUGAAGUGUGAAGUCUGAGGGGCCAUGGCCUUUUCAGACAGCUGAGUGUUGUGCAAGUCCAUUGUGUGACUGAUAAUUGUGAAAGCAAAGGCCAAUUUUUAACUUUUACAUAAAUUAUAAAUUCCAAGCUUUCCGAAUCUGUGUCUCUGGGGCACGAGGUCCAGCCUUUUCCUCUUGAAUCUCUUCCCGUGGCCCACAUUGAGGGGCUUUACAAAGUGCUGUGAGCAGAAUGUGCAAGGCUUACAGCACUGGAGCCUUUCCCAGGUUUACCCAGGUGGACACCAAGUGGGAUGUGGGGCUGAGGCCUGUGUGGUGGUACAGCAAGAAGACUCUGGAAACAAUCCCUGUGUGGUCUCAGUUUGAGACCGCCCAUCUUUGACAUGCCAUUUCUUGCUUGCCAAGCCUGUGACACUCCCCAAUGAUGGCAGCUCCCAUAGGUGCAGAGAAAUUUAAGGACAAGAAACAAAAGGUUAGGAGUGGGAGAAUGUUUUUUUUUUUUUUUUCUUUUUAAAGCAUGGAAUUAGAUCUUUCAUGUCAUUCAAGUCAUAAA